UCAGACAAUAAACUAACGCUUACCUCUGACCAGAGUUCUCAUGUUUUAACAAAAUGGAUCAACAAAAUCCAUAUAUUUUAUUCUUUUCCUUGCUUUGCUAAAGCUUAUACGAAACUGAUCAAGUUUAACCUCUAAAUCUAAUAGAGCAGAAGGUGAAGGAGAAACAUAUAGAAAUGGGCAUGGAGAACAUGAAGAAGAAGAAGAGUGUUUACAGUGUUUAUAUUGUGAUGGUUCUUACACUAUGGUUGAUUGAUGGUGGAAUUGAAGGAAGACAAGUGGGUGUUUUAGAGAAACUUGAAAAACCUAGUUCUGGUUUCUCCAAAUCCUACAAUUCCAUUUAUGAUACUUCAAAAUAUGGGAUUUUUCAACUCAACAAUGGCUUGGCUCUUACGCCUCAAAUGGGAUGGAAUAGCUGGAAUUUCUUUGCUUGUAGUAUCAGUGAAGACCUUAUUAAGGAAACAGCCGAUGCACUUGUCUCAACUGGCUUGGCUGAUUUAGGCUAUGUAUAUGUUAAUAUAGAUGAUUGCUGGUCUGCUGCCACUCGAAAUUUGAAGGGUCAGUUGGUCCCUGAUCCAAAAACUUUUCCAUCCGGAAUCAAAGCUCUUUCUGAUUAUGUACAUGGGAAAGGCCUCAAGCUUGGUAUUUAUGGUGAUGCUGGUGCAUUUACGUGUCAAGUUCGACCCGGAUCACUCUUCCAUGAAACUGGUGAUGCACAACUGUUUGCUGAUUGGGGUGUAGAUUAUUUGAAGUAUGAUAACUGUUUUAACUUGGGUAUUGACCCUAAAAAAAGAUAUCCUCCAAUGCGUGACGCUCUAAAUGCAACUGGGAGAACAAUUUUCUAUUCUAUUUGUGAAUGGGGGGUUGAAGACCCAGCCUUAUGGGCUCGUGGAGUCGGAAAUAGCUGGCGUACAACAGAUGACAUUAAUGAUACAUGGGCAAGCAUGACUACAAUAGCUGAUAUAAAUGACAAAUGGGCUUCCCAUGCUGGACCUGGAGGAUGGAAUGAUCCUGAUAUGCUGGAAGUUGGUAAUGGAGGCAUGACUUAUCAGGAAUACCGUGCUCAUUUUAGCAUUUGGGCUUUGAUGAAGGCCCCUCUUUUAAUUGGUUGUGAUGUAAGAAACAUGACUGCUGAAACCCUUGAAAUUUUAAGCAAUAAGGAGGUCAUUUCUGUAAACCAAGACUCACUAGGUGUCCAGGGAAGGAAAGUUUAUGUUUCUGGAGAAGCUAACUGCCUUCAGGUUUGGGCAGGACCUUUGUCUGGCAAUCGCUUAGUCGUAGCUUUCUGGAAUAGAUGUUCCAAAGCUGCAACUAUAACAGCUAGGUGGGAUGUACUCGGUCUUGAAUCUAGCACCCAUGUCUCAAUAAGAGAUUUGUGGCAGCACAAAGAGGUCAAGGAAAAUGCAGUGGCAUCAUUUGGUGCUAAAGUUGAUUCGCAUGACUGUCAUGUGUACAUUUUCACUCCCAAGACAGUGGCUCACUCAGAAAGUUAGGUUGUUGCUCAUAAUGGUAUCCCUUUUGUGGUUUCUCUUUGUUAUUACUGAGAAAUCUGAUACUACUUAAAAUUACUGCUGCUUGAACUGUUGUAAAUGGUGUCUACAAGGAGUCGUUUGGUACAUGUGAACCAUACCAGAUGUGGGAUUCCAUAAAGAAAACACUUAUUAGCUGGUCUUUUAGAAGUGGUUAAUGUUGUUUUUGUGAUGAUUAUUUUAUAUAUAUAUGAUGGAGCUAAUAAGUACUAAAAAAUUUCGUUUCUAGUCGAACAGUUUGGUUCACUUAAGCUUUCUUGGAAAAAUGAAGAUUGGUGUUUGUUUUUUGAGGCAGCAUUGAUCUUUGUCCUGACCUGAAUUAAUUAAUAUAUAUAGGUUUAUUUAUGGGUGAUUCUUAGUGCCACACCUGAUUUCAAUUGCCUUUCAGUCACACCACUAAAUUUUGGUUCCCUGAAAAGCUUCUAAGCCUGCACUGAAAGAAUGUGUACAUGUACGGAGUUCAGAGUGCUACAGGAACUGAUAGCGAUGCAUGUAUGAGAUCGUAUCUGUUACUCGCUACACCAAUAUGUACAUCAUGGCGUUCUUUUAUAAAGAUGGUUUACUGUCUUUGUAAGAACUCUUGCUAAGUUGUGGCAAUUGUUUGUACGGGCUCAAGUGAUUCAAGUACAAUCUACCUUAACCCUUACGUAAUUACGGCUUCACUCAUAGUGCUGAGAUUGAAUCAUUGAAAUAUUAAUUUUGGCUGAGCAAUGGUGCAGGGACUGGUUCUGAAACGGAAUUUGGAAGAAAGAGAGCCAGGAUUACUGUGCUCCGGAUUUAUCAACUUCGACUACAUCCCUAACAAGGGUCUUUUCCACCCAAACAUGUUAGAAGCAUGUGAAAUGCUUAUGAAUCAAGCUCUUUGCUUUCCAACCAUGAUUCAUCACCAGCCCAGACUAAUGGAAAAACAACUUUUAUGUAAAAUAAUGAGCAAUAUGUCUCAAAGGUGUGAAGAUUAUUUUGGAUAAAAUAAGCAACUAAAUAGAAAUUAUGAGAUUCCAACCAGUAUUCUCAACCAUUCAUAGCUUGUCAAAUGCGAUCAAACUUUUAACUAAUCAAAAACCUUCUACACAAAUCCAAAUUUUCUCAAAAUUAAAGCAGCCCAUUUCAAAGCAAAUACAAAAAUAGAAAUUUAUCUUUAA
Gossypium arboreum is the source of this 2668-nucleotide messenger RNA. RefSeq names its product alpha-galactosidase 3. The transcript is spliced from 15 exons. Lineage: Eukaryota; Viridiplantae; Streptophyta; Magnoliopsida; Malvales; Malvaceae. The coding region runs from base 174 to 1490 and encodes 438 amino acids. Gene Ontology annotation, molecular function: hydrolase activity, hydrolyzing O-glycosyl compounds. The record is from RefSeq and is a predicted model, not a curated record. Gene Ontology annotation, biological process: carbohydrate metabolic process.